CGGGAGGAAGGGGCGGGAAAGCAGAGGGAGAACAGCGCGCUGGCUCGCUCUCUCUCGCUCCGCUUUCACGCCGGCGGCGUCGCGCUAAGAGGAGUGUGCUUCUGUCGGUCGCCGCGUCUCUAGAGGGAGUUGGGAAGGGAUGCUGAGGGAGCCGGUGCGGCUUCCGUUCUCACUCCAGUCUUGGCAUCCAGGAGCUCCCUCCGACUUCUUGGCCAGACUAUGAAAUGAUCAUUCUUGCUCGUCUCGGAGUCGCCGUCGCCUGGACGCCUUUCCCACCGCGCGCAAUUUGGGCUAAGGACCGCGCAACCCACCUGAGGUGGAGCCCCGGCUGUGUUUACCGGCCAAGCCUGGGCGGUUGAAGCAGAAGCAGCGCCGCAACGGUCGGGCAAGGGACUCUUGCGGAGGGUCGCUUUGGUCGCCAAGUGGGGCUUGAACUGCUGCAAGGAGCGGGGCGGGGAGACCAGCACUCUCUGCCCUGCUCUGAGGCCAAGCGGGGGAGCGCAGCGCUCCGCAAGCGGGUGGCGGGCUGGUGUCCGCCGCGACUGCUCCCUCCCCGUCGGAAAGUCGAGAGGGCCGGGAGGACGAGAGCUCACGGAGGAACCGCCGCCACCGCGGCCGCCGCGAAGGAGGUGGAGAACGGCGGGAAGGGCUCGAGCUGGACUCGGGCUUCGAGGGCUCUUGGCUUCGAGUCGUUUUCCUCCGAAGCAGCCAUGGGGAAAGGGCUGGAAGCCGCCGCUGCCCGCUAUGGACUGGGACUGGGAUACUUACUGCAGAUGGUCGUAUUGCCCGCUUUGGCUAUCCUGAGUGCCAGCAGCCCCGGUUCGGCUGCGCAAGAUGAUGAUUUUUUUCAUGAGCUCCCAGAGACCUUUCCUUCUGAUCCCCCAGAACCUCUUCCUCAUUUUCUCAUUGAGCCUGAAGAAGCUUACAUUGUCAAGAACAAGCCUGUGAACCUUUACUGUAAAGCCAGCCCUGCCACUCAGAUCUACUUCAAAUGCAACAGCGAAUGGGUUCAUCAGAAGGACCAUAUUGUAGAUGAAAGGGUGGAUGAAACCUCUGGACUCAUUGUUCGAGAGGUAAGCAUUGAGAUUUCACGGCAACAAGUUGAAGAACUCUUUGGACCUGAAGAUUACUGGUGCCAAUGUGUGGCUUGGAGUUCCGCAGGCACAACCAAGAGUAGGAAGGCCUAUGUCCGUAUUGCAUAUUUACGGAAAACUUUUGAACAGGAACCAUUAGGAAAGGAAGUAUCUUUGGAACAAGAAGUCCUACUCCAGUGUCGCCCACCUGAAGGAAUCCCAGUGGCUGAGGUUGAGUGGCUGAAAAAUGAAGAGGUGAUAGAUCCUGUUGAAGACCGAAAUUUUUAUAUCACUAUUGACCACAACCUGAUCAUAAAGCAAGCACGUCUCUCUGAUACAGCCAAUUAUACUUGUGUUGCCAAAAAUAUUGUGGCAAAAAGGAAGAGCACCACUGCUGCUGUCAUUGUCUAUGUCAAUGGUGGAUGGUCAACUUGGACAGAGUGGUCAGUAUGUAACAGCCGUUGUGGAAAAGGCUCUCAGAAGCGUACAAGAACAUGUACCAAUCCAGCACCACUGAAUGGGGGAACCUUCUGUGAAGGCCAGAAUUUACAGAAAAUACCUUGUACUACAUUAUGUCCAGUGGAUGGGAGGUGGACAGCAUGGAGUAAAUGGUCCACAUGUGGAACAGAAUGUACCCACUGGCGCAGGAGGGACUGCACCGCACCAGCACCCAAGAACGGCGGCAGAGACUGUGAGGGCCUUGUCUUGCAGUCCAAGAACUGCACAGAUGGGCUGUGUAUGCAGAGUUUCAUUUACCCUAUUUCAACUGAACAGAGAACCCAGAAUGAAUAUGGAUUUUCUUCUGCUCCUGAUUCGGAUGAUGUCGCUCUCUACGUUGGCAUUGUGAUAGCUGUGAUUGUGUGCUUGGCUAUUUCGGUAACUGUUGCAUUAUUCAUCUACCGGAAGAACCAUCGAGACUUUGAGUCAGAUAUUAUAGAUUCAUCAGCACUAAAUGGCGGAUUCCAGCCUGUAAAUAUAAAAGCUGCAAGACAAGAUCUCCUAGCUGUACCUCCUGACCUUACUUCUGCAGCAGCUAUGUAUAGGGGCCCGGUUUAUGCCUUGCAUGACGUCUCUGAUAAAAUUCCAAUGACCAACUCUCCAAUUCUGGAUCCACUGCCCAACUUGAAGAUCAAAGUUUACAAUAAUUCUGGUGCAGUCACACCCCAGGAUGAGCUGUCCGAUUUCUCAUCCAAACUCUCUCCACAGAUUACUCAAUCCCUACUGGAUAAUGAAGCAUUAAACAUUAAAAACCAGAGCCUUGCACGGCAAACAGAUCCAUCGUGCACUGCUUUUGGGACCUUCAAUUCUCUUGGAGGUCAUCUGAUUGUACCGAAUUCAGGAGUAAGUUUGCUGAUUCCUGCGGGGGCGAUUCCUCAGGGGAGAGUUUAUGAAAUGUAUGUGACGGUUCACCGAAAGGAGAACAUGAGGCCACCAAUAGAAGAUUGUCAAACCCUUUUGACCCCUGUAGUAAAUUGUGGGCCUCCAGGAGCAUUACUAACUCGGCCUAUCAUUUUAACGAUGCACCACUGUGCAGAACCAAACACCGAAGACUGGAAAAUUCAGUUGAAGAACCAAGCAGCCCAGGGACAAUGGGAGGAUGUAGUAGCAGUUGGAGAAGAAAACUUCACUACUCCAUGUUAUAUCCAGUUGGAUCCAGAGGCGUGCCAUAUCCUCACAGAAACUCUUAGCACCUAUGCCUUAGUAGGGCAGUCAGUCACCAAAGCAGCCACAAAACGUCUGAAGCUGGCCAUAUUUGGGCCACUGAUCUGCUCAUCCUUGGAAUACAACAUUCGUGUCUACUGUCUGGAUGACACCCAAGAUGCCCUUAAAGAAGUGCUGCAGUUGGAGAGGCAAAUGGGUGGACAAUUAUUGGAGGACCCAAAGGCUUUACAUUUUAAGGGUAGCACUCAUAAUCUUCGUUUAUCUAUUCAUGAUAUUACUCAUUCCCUAUGGAAGAGUAAACUACUAGCAAAAUACCAGGAAAUUCCCUUUUACCACAUCUGGAGUGGAUGUCAAAGAAAUUUGCAUUGUACCUUCACCCUAGAAAGAUUCAGCCUGAACACGCUGGAGUUGGUAUGCAAACUCUGCAUACGGCAAGUUGAAGGAGAGGGACAAAUAUUCCAACUCAACUGUGUGGUAUCUGAGGAACCUACUGGCAUUGAAUAUCCACUUACAGAUCCAGCAAGUACCAUUACAUCCAUAGUAGGACCCUGCGCAUUCAGCAUCCCUCUUCCUAUCCGUCAGAAACUUUGCAGUAGCCUAGAUGCUCCUCAAACAAGAGGCCAUGAUUGGCGGAUGUUGGCCCACAAAUUAAAAUUGGACAGGUACCUCAAUUAUUUUGCUACAAAAUCAAGUCCCACCGGUGUGAUCUUAGACCUUUGGGAAGCUCAAAAUUUUCCCGAUGGAAAUUUGAGCAUGCUGGCCACCGUCCUUGAAGAGAUGGGAAGACACGAGACAGUGGUUUCAUUGGCAGCAGAAGAAAAGUACUGAACUGACCUUGGAAUGAGAAUGAAGGAAUGUUCACCAUCAUGUCAGCUGUGACAAACACAAACCAAGCACCCCCAAACCAAUGUAUUUCAUAGCCAGAGGCAUUCCAGAGGGACAAGACAUAGAAUCCUGCCUUUUCACAUGCAUCCUUUUUGUAUAUUAUCACAGGAUUUGAAAGAAAUCAUGCAAAGUUGUUACCUUUAUAAUAUAAUUCAACCUAACAUUCCUCUCAGCUUGGCUGUACACUGCUUAGUGCAGGAUUUUACAGUUUCCUAGGAAACGCUUUUUAUUGCUAUCCAGAUAUAUGGAUAAACUUUCUUAACAAUCCCAGUUUCUAUGAACGUUGUUUACAUCAAAUCCUGGGCAGCAGGAUGGAAAUGACUGUCCAUGGCUAUCUUUUUAUAUAUUAUUUUUCUUCUUUUGUUGAAAGCCAUUCUACACCAAGCUGUGGACAAAGCAGGGUUGUGGCUAUUUUCUGAUAAAUCAGUCUCCAACACACAUUUAAGACAAUUUCAUAAUUGCAAAUCUGCCCAUUAGAUGUCUUAAAAUAACCUACCUAUUCUAAGAUUGAGUUAAGAGAGAAUUCUAAACGUGCAACUGGCAAGAAAAAUAAUCUGAAAGCUGAUCAGGUAUGCAUGUAUCUCUCUACCUUCACCAAGGUAGCUUGUGUCCCUUGGUGACUUCAACUGCAGGGAUUCCCCCUCCUCCUCACCCCCCCAGCUUACAACAUGCCCUGCCUUCAUCUUUAAAGUGUAUGUAAGACAGAGAGAGAAAGAGAAAGAGAGAGAGUUUGGUGUGCUUUGAGACAAAGAAUCCUCCCUAAAAAGAAAAAGAAAAAAAGUUGCUUGUACGAUGUCUGUAACUGAAUAGUAUCUAGUAUAAAUAAUAUUAUAUUUCUUUUAGUGGUAUUAUUUUUGUUUACCAAAAUUAUCUACAGCAUUAACCAUUUGAGCAAUGGCAGCACCCUCCCUGGAAACUGAUGAUGGCUGCCAUGGGCCUUCUAAUCCUUUUAAGAGGUAGAUUCUUCCCCCUUUUCUCCUGGCCCUGGAGCUCCCCCUCCUGCCCCCCUCCCAAUCAAUUUCAGUGAACUGGUGCAUGAAUUACUAUCAUGCAAUACACUUUCUCCUGACAAGUUUUCUUUUACAGAUGGGUAACAGUGCAUUCAUCUUGAUAAGAGAAUUCGGCCUAGAUGGAUUAUUUUACACAAACAAGAUGUUUCACAAUAAACACUGCAUGUUGCCCUUGUUUAUUUAGUAGGUUUGACAUUAAAUAUGCCUUUUUUCUUUGCUGUAAGCCAUCAAAACUUCAUGCAUGUCCAUGGGACCUUGAUUAAUUUUCUGGUGUCUUAACAUUAACAAACAAUCUGUUCUAUGUAUAUCGCUCCAUAUUGCUAUUCUUUUAGAGAGAAAUGUUCCUUCAGAUACUGGUUUUUAUUCAAACAUGAAAAAGUAUUUUGUGCAAGUAAUUGCAAAGUUUGAAGCUAAAGGAUAUGAUAAUUUAAUUUGUGUGUUUCAGAUUUAUUGUUGAGAAUAGAAACAUCUAUGCAUUGUUGAGUUUAAAGUACUUGAGUUGGGUCCUGUUUUACAUCUUUGGUGUCUUGGAGAAGAUUUGAUGGCCUAUUAGCAAAUGAAACUGGUAAUUGUUCAAGCUCAUAUGAAACUUGGGUACAUUUUUCUGUUACAAAAAAAAUACUAUGGCAUUUUGUUUCUAGCCUUCCCUUUCAUUUUUCUCCCUUCCCAUUUUAAAAAAUGUUAUUUUGCCAUCUUCACUUGCUUAAGAUUCUGUAUACUGUGUGUAUGUGCUUGUAAUAUUUCCUGUGAAGGUUCUCAGAUCUGCAUUUCUAAAAGUAACCAUGGAAAUACUGUUGGUUAGCAAGAAAGGUGAAUUUUGCCUGACCUUUUCUUCAUUUUGACAUUUCCACAAAGUUUUAUUAUACAUCCAGUGACUAUGCUUUUAUUAAACACAGAGCACCAUUCAUAAAACAUUCCAUUAGGAAACUCAGACAUUCGUCUUUCAGUAAUCAGAAACAGUAACAGGUUUUGAUCAAAGUUAAUGUGGGUUUUGUUUUUAAAAUGUAGUUAACAUUUGGUCAUGGAACGUCCUAGUUGGGCUUUAAAAUUAACUUUUGAUCUGGUACAGUUGCCUUCUUGUGUUCAGUCAGGUUCUUCAAAAGUUAAAUGCAACAACCAUUGAAUUUAGAUGACUUCUAAUCUCUCUUUCACACAUCUGUCUGUCUGUAGCUAUUUAGCUAUCAUAUAUCUAUCCAUCUAUCAUCUAUGUCUAUCAUCUGCCUAUCUAUAUCUGUCUAUCCAUAUGUCAUCUAUAUCCUCUAUCUCUUAUCUACCCGUCUAUAUCUAUCUAGCAUUUAUCUCUAUCCAGCAUCCAUCUCUAUUAGACAUCUUCUGUCUGUCUAUCUAUCUCUGUCAUCUGUCUAGUUUCAGUUUUGCUAUCAUUGUCUAACAAUCCUGUCAAACAUAUUCAUUAAUAAAUGAUCUAUGUGAUUUUUUUUAAAGUACCCAUACAAAAAAAUAGCUAUCAUGUGAAAUGAGGUAGGUCUGAUACCAUACAGGUGCAGAGAAAAAAGUGGAUAUCUAAAAGAGGCUGAUGCAGCCACAGUUUUCUCUCUCUGCCUAGACAUUUCAUCUAACAAACCAGAGGGUUAUUAAAAGGAAAGCUAUCAUUUUAAAUCAUACACAUAUUUUCAUUAGCUGGUCUAAUUUUUUUAAUUGGACCAUUAUCAAGAAUUGGCAAGAUGGUGCCUAUUAGCUGAAACCUCAAAUAAAAAAUAAAACUUGCCAGUUUUUAACAAAUUUUUAACCAAUUCUCUCAAGAUCUACAAUGCUUUUGCAUUUUUAUUUUUAAAAUAUUUAUUUAUACUUUUUUAAAAAUAGUAAUACCACACAAAUUUUUACCAUGAUAAAAAGUGUCUGAAAAGUCAUUUUCUGCAGUCAGCUUUAGCUACAGUACAUGCAAUGAAUAGUAAAUAUACACAUGUAUAGACACCCUGUCUGUAAAUUUGAAAAGACAAACAACAUGAAUUCCUACUUUAAAGUAGCCCUUUUCAAACCAUCUUGAAAAACGUGUCUGGCUGAAAUGCGUAUAGAAUGUGCAUGAUUAUAGGGAUGUGUGUGCAUUUGUGUAUAUAUAUAUACUUACAAUCCAUCAAUGCACAGCAAACUAGGAAAUACACCUAUCGUCACAGUUGUUCUGAUAUAGAUCAAAGGUUUUUAAGUUACUGUAAAGCAGUUAUGGGGGGAAAAAGCAUAGACUGUUCUGAAUUAAGGCAUGUGCAGUAGAUGAGUAUGGCCAAAUAACCUUCAAGUUGCCCUGUAGUUUAAAGUACUUAGAGUUAAUCCCCAAGACAGAGCUUGAAACACACUUCAUAUUUAAAUAGGAAACAUUCCUGAAAAAUUAAGUUUGUAGAAGCAGAAAGAAUGGAGGAGUUUAUAAGAGAAAACAGAUUCUAAGUUUGAAUAUGCUUGAGCCUACUGCCAUCUAGUGGCUUACUAUGCCAUCUAAAUGCAUUUUAGAAAAAUUGAAAACCAGUUUUUGUCUUAGCAUUGAAUGUAAUUUUGUUAUCCUUUCCUUGAUAUUAUUUUAACUAUAUUGAGAUCUAGUAGUAAGUUCUUUACGAGGUACAUAUGUUUAUUUGUGACCUAUAGAAAAAAUCAGGACUAUCUGGUACAACAUCCCACUUAAGGUUCUAGAGACUUUGGGUACCUAUUAAAGGAAUUUGUAAGUUUUCCCGCCUUUGUAGAAUUCUGCAGAUGUGUCUAUUGUGCAUACAGGUAUACACAAUAUAUAGGUAUUGUGUAUUCAGGUCCUCACAGUGAUAUAUCAAGUGCUAGCGAUAGAAGUAAAAUAUAUAAAUACUAUACCUAUACAGUUAUAUAAAGGUAACUAAAUAUAUUUAAAACAUUUUAGUUUUUUCUCUUUUUUAAAGUCCUAUAAUGAAAAAGCAUUUAAGGGUGUUUGAUGGUUUGUUUUUUGGUUUAUGUUUCUAUAUUUUCUUGUCAUUCUUUUCUUGAGAAAUCUCAAAAUAUUCAUAUGAAGUGAAUUAUAUAUUCAUGCGGCUAGAAUAUAUGAAUGUAACUCAUUCUCAAAUAUUACUGGAAUGCUUAGCAGUAACUUCCUUUUUUGGUGGAUGCACAAAUAAUAUGUAUUUCUGCACAAUUCAUUGAAUUUUAUGUUACCAUUAGAUUAUGAUCAAGAGAUAAUUAAUUGUGCAGCUUUGCAUCCACUGCUUGAAUGGAGGAAAACUUAACAUAAUAUAACAUUCAGUCAUGAGGAAGAGGGAAUCUGACAUAUAAAUGUAUGGGCUUGAUUUGCGUAGUACACUUAUCUAGAUCAGUUAAAACAGAGGUCCCCAACCUUUUGAGCAUCAGGGACUGGUUAUGUGGAAAGAAGUUUUUGCACAGACCGGAGGGGAUGUGGUUUUGUGUGCUGCCUGCAUCCCACGGAUGGAGCUUUCCUUUUUUGUGUGGACCGGUUGCUGGCAUGCCGCAGCCCGGUACUGGUCCACAUACCAGGGGUGGGGACCCCUGAGUUAAAAGAUAUAGCUGCUGCAUUUAUGUAACAUGCUAAGUUUGGAUAUGUUAGACUAUAGUCCAGUAUGUUCCUUGAACUCAGCCUAUAUUGUAGGAAAUGUGUAAGAUGUGAUUCAAUUCAAUUUAAUUCACCAUCCACAUUGAGCAUAUUGUGUGAAGUGUGGCUGUGCAAAUACUGACAUAAUGUUUAGAAUUUCUGCCGUGAACUAGUUUCAUAGAUAUCAGCACCAUGGUCCCCAUGAACAUCUCUUAGUUGGACCUACAUCUUUCCCCUAUUCAUCAAUAGCUUUCCGUAUGAGCUAUUGUUUUUGUAGUAAUAUCAAAGACUCAUACAGAAGCAUUUUUCAGUGGUUAUUUAUACGUUGUGGAGUGCAGCGGCUAAAAAACUGAGUUGUGUUACCAUUUGAAGGCUCUAAGCCAGCCACCAGAUACAGCCUCAAUUAUUCAUCUGGCAUGAACAGCACUGUCCAACUUAUCAGUCGAAUAACAGAGAUAAGUAAUCCUUUGACUCUUCAACAGCUGUAUAAAAUUUUAAGUAUACUAUUCCUUUUAAUCAUGAGAGUGAUUUUUACCAAUCAGCAGCAAUAAAUGUACAGUAAAACAUUCAAGAAUUUUGUAGAAAAUACUAUACAUUCUUUUUCUGUCUAGAUUUAGGAUAAGCAGACUUUCGAUUUGACUUUCACAAAUUUUUUGAAGAUUUCUUUCUCUGAUCCUCAAUAUGAUGACCAGCAUCUUUGGAUGGCAAAUGUAAUUUAAAUGUAUCUUUCUUGAAGCUAAUUACUAGCUAUGUUUCACAAUGGCUUUAAGAAAUCUACAGACUGAGCCCAGUAGAAACAUAGCUUAUUUGCUGGCAGACUGCAUUACCUACUUAUCUUUCUUCGGUAUAUUACAUGCUGUGAAUCAAGGUAGCAGUCUGAGCAGGCAAAUAUAUUCCCAGUCUGAGUAAUGUAUUUAAGAAGACAAGCAGUGCUGCAACUGAUCACAUUAUACACAUCAGCAUUACAGCAUUUAUUUGAGUAGAUAGAUCCAGGACAGAACUAUAAAUCAAUGGUAGAAGUGUGGAUAACAGAUAUGUACAUCACACAACAUAACUUGAAACCUUGAGGCAAGCCUGCUGAUUUUUAAGCUCUGCCUCUGUACCCUUGUCAGUGUCAAUUCCAUUUUAAGGCCUGUUGCUUUUCGUUUAUGGAAUAAUGAUGAGUAGAAGACCCAUUUUAUCUUCCCUCUUAGACAGAAGUAGCCUAGUCCUAAAACUCAGGGCAAGGUUGAAAAAAAUUGUUUUUAUAGAACAUGAACUCAUCUCUGAAAUGGAAUAGCAAAAUAGGAAUAGCAACAAUAUAGCAUGUUGUUUGGUACGUCCAUCUUUAUACCAAGGAUAAAAGGGCAGCAUAAAAACUUAAAAUCAGGCACAGGUCAUUCAUACGAGAUCAUUGUAUGUGUCUGAUGAUUAACCGUAUUUUUCUUGAUCUUCAGCUAAUAGCUGCUUACAUAACCCUGUAGUUGUUCCUUGUGGUUCAAGUGGGGAUAGUGCAGGCAUAUUUUGGUUGUGUGGGCAUUUCCUUCUAUUAAAUUGGUUGGAUAGCUUUUUAGACAAAUGGAGGUUAAAUCCACAUAAAACAACCAAUUUUUCUGGCUGAAUGUUGCUCCUCAUGGACUUAUUCCUCACUCGAAGCCAUUGGUUGAAGAUCAAUGGUUCAGACUAUUUAAAGUGAAGAAACUAUCAGUAUUACAUUUUGUAUUAUUGGUUAAAGACUUUGAACUUUAACUUUAGUCUGAUUGGAUCACAAUAUACUAGGCUGUUUCUUUAUGAAGAUAUUUUAAAAAUGUGGCAGUUUGUGACUUUGCUGCUAUUAUAGUUUAAUUCUUUAACUGUGUCUUUGAAAAAGAACAAGACAGCCAGAUGUAUCUUACUGGAAAAAUUAAUGCAACACUCUGUGACAACAGUGAAAAUGUAUAUUGUGGUUUUAGUAUUGACUUUAACUGACAAAUAUAUUAAUUCCUCAACUCCCUCUUUCUUAUCUUCUUUUUAUAAAGUACAGAUUGUGUGAUUGAUGUAGCUUUUUUAGAUAAGGUUAUGAUCUUUAUGGUGUCCUUAUCUGAUAGUUUUGAUUUUAAUUAAAAUUUCACUUCCUUGGCAGUUCCAUUUGGGCCUGCUAGGAUUCAGAUAAAUGCCUUUUGCUGGGCUGGAAAAGUUUAGUUGAGCUUGUAUAGCUUGUUGGAUUCCAUAUGAGUGUUUCAACAAACUAAAAUAAACCCAGAAGAAACAAAAAGAAGAAAUAAUAACCAAAUUAAAUAGACAAGGUAGAAUGAAGCAAAAAUGCCUGAUGUUCAUUUUUAUUCCCCCUCUGUGGCCUUUGCUGAUUAUCCCUUCUAAAAUAAUAACCAUCACUACCACAAUACAUCACCUUCUAACCCCUCAUUCUUUGAGCGGGCACUGAACAUAAUCAUUGGUAAGAAAUAUGAUUCUCUUGGGGCUGAGAGUAGAGCAUCUACAUCUUACUGAGAUGCUUGUUCCAUCUAUUACUGAGCAGUAACAGAAUGAAAGCAGACACUUGAUACUGGUUUAAACUUAGACCAAGACAUCCCUGCUAAAGCAGGAAAGAGGAGAAAAUGUACUUCAACGUACAAUUUGAGAGGAGAAUAUUGUUUCUUAACUUUUUGCACCUCGCAGUUGAAACCACAAGAAUAUUGCUUUAGGUUUAUGCUAGGAGUAGAUUUUGGUCUUGCAUUUGUUUUAUUGAACCAGGUUAAGGGAACAGGUUUGGUUUGAUUUUGAUCUCCCUUAUUGCUGUAUCUUCUAUGCAAUUCUUUUUCUAAAGAAUUACUAACAGAGCAAAGUGCUAGCCAUUGCAUUCUUUGUAUUGCUGUACAGUGGAGGUGUAGUUUACUAGUUCAGAGUGUGCCUCUGUCCCCUUCUCCCUUUUUCCUUCAGCCCUCUGUUUGUAAAUGCCUGCAUUUAUGCUGUCAGCCUGACAUGUACAAAGUGUAAGAAAGAAUUUUUAAACAGGUUAUAAAUUAUAUUUAUAAGCAA
Molecule: messenger RNA, 11138 nt
Organism: Crotalus tigris (Tiger rattlesnake)
Lineage: Eukaryota; Metazoa; Chordata; Lepidosauria; Squamata; Viperidae
Gene: UNC5C
Product: unc-5 netrin receptor C
Exons: 17
Coding region: 711-3563 (950 amino acids)
Biological process (GO): netrin-activated signaling pathway
Cellular component (GO): membrane
Molecular function (GO): netrin receptor activity; protein binding
Source: RefSeq, a predicted model, not a curated record